Messenger RNA from Amborella trichopoda, 525 nucleotides. RefSeq lists its product as uncharacterized. The record is from RefSeq and is a predicted model, not a curated record. Lineage: Eukaryota; Viridiplantae; Streptophyta; Magnoliopsida; Amborellales; Amborellaceae.
AUGGAAGCACAUGCCCUCCCCUCCCGUCCCCUCCCCUCCCUGCUUUUCAUUAUGCACCAAAACCAUAUACAGCUGUGUCUCUCAUCCUCUAUUCAAUCUCAGCCGAAUAUGCGCUGCCUCCUCCUCCUCCUCCUCUCCCUCCUAUCCUUUCUCCUCCUCCACAGUGUAAAUGCCUUGCCAAACAACAGCAGCCACCAUGGCUGUUUGCCGAAGCUUCAAUCGCGAGUGAAGAGGAACAUAUCAUGUUCCAUUCCGUGUAGCAUACCAGAGAAUUGGUGUGGCUGGUCACUUGAGAAAGUUUUUGGUGUUGCGCAGGCGUUGGACUUCGGAGAAGAAGAAGAUGAGAGCCAUGACGGUUGGGCUCAGUUGCUAAGAGAAGGGGUAGUGGCUCUGUUGUGCUCAUAUGGUGGGCACGGCUUCCCCCUUCGGCCAUGGCAGGUGAAGACUUUGCUUGUGUCUGCUCUGGUUUCAGAGGAGGUUGCCUCAGCACAAGCACUUGGUUUCUAUAACAUCACGACUAUUUAG